Insectozyma verbasci is the source of this 1200-nucleotide messenger RNA. Lineage: Eukaryota; Fungi; Ascomycota; Pichiomycetes; Serinales; Debaryomycetaceae. The record is from the annotation of a GenBank genome assembly.
AUGACUAUUGAAUCCAAAUUUUCAAAAUUAGAAGGUGAGGCACCUGAUCCAAUCAUUAAAACCAUGGCUAAAUUUGCAGCUGAUCAAUCAUCAAAUAAAAUUGAUGUUUCUAUUGGUGUAUAUAAGGAUGAAAAAUUGCAACCAUAUUUAUUCCCCAGUAUUAAAAAAUCAAAACAAAUUUUGUUUGAAAAUGAUCCUGGUCAUAAUUAUACAUCCAUGGGAGGAAUUCCACAAUUCAUCAAUGGUGCACAAAGAGUUAUAUUUGGUGAUGAUAUUUCUAAUAUUGCUUCACUUCAAUGUAUUUCAGGUACUGGAAGUAUUCAUAUGGCUUUAGUAUUUCUUAAAGAAAAUCAGUUCAUUAAUUAUUAUAUUGGAUUACCUACAUGGCAAAAUUAUGGUCCCAUGAUUGAACAUAUUGGUGGUAAGCUAAAUUAUUAUAAAUAUUAUGAUGAGAAAACUAAAAAAAUAGAUUUUGAAUCAGUUUUGAACACAUUGGAAUCAGCUUCUCCUAAUUCAAUUUUCUUAUUUCAGACAUGUUGUCAUAAUCCAACGGGAUCCGAUUUUUCACAGAAUCAAUGGACGGAAAUUUUUAAAAUUAUGAAAUUGAAGCAAUUGAUUCCAAUUUUCGAUACUGCUUAUCAAGGAUUUUCUAGUGGUGAUUUAACCAUUGAUGCUUGGCCAAUUAGAUAUUUCAAAUCACAAGGUCUUGAAUUUCUUGUAACACAAUCAUUUUCAAAAAAUAUGGGUCUUUAUUCAGAAAGAGUUGGUUGUUUACAUGUAAAUUAUCAAGAUGAGACGAUGAAAGAUAAAAUACAACUGACCUUGGUUAAGAUAUUUAGAGUUGAAUGUUCAUUUGCACCUGCGUACGGAUCAAGAAUCGCGAUAAAUAUUUUCGAAAAUCAAAAAUUAUAUAAACAAUGGGAAAUUGAUAUUUCUAAUAUAACUAAACGAUUGAAAGGCAUUAGACAAAAAAUAUUAGAUAAGUUUCAAGAGUUGGGUACUCCUGGGGAUUGGUCAAAUGUCAUUACUCAAACUGGAUUAUUUUGGCAUUCGGGACUAACUCCACAACAAAAUGAUAAAUUAAUUUCAAAAUAUAAUAUUUAUUCUACUAGUAUGGGAAGAGUUAAUAUUGCAGGGUUAAAUGAUAAAAAUUUGGAUUAUUUCGUUAGGGCAAUUGAUGAUAUUGUAAGAAAUGAUUAA